This is a messenger RNA of Pelecanus crispus (Dalmatian pelican), 1462 nucleotides long. It is a transcript of the gene DRAXIN, whose product is annotated as dorsal inhibitory axon guidance protein. NCBI's taxonomy places the organism in Eukaryota, Metazoa, Chordata, Aves, Pelecaniformes, Pelecanidae. Gene Ontology annotation, biological process: Wnt signaling pathway; commissural neuron differentiation in spinal cord; negative regulation of canonical Wnt signaling pathway. The record is from RefSeq and is a predicted model, not a curated record. Gene Ontology annotation, cellular component: extracellular region.
AUGGCAACUUCUUCCACCUUCUUCUCUCCUUUCCUCUUCCUGUGUGUGCUGGUUCUUUCUGCCAUCAGUCUUGCAGUCUCCCUGGACCCUGGCACAAAGCUCAAAAAUGUCCCUGAGAACAACAACCAUCUUCAAAACCAAGAGAUGUGGCUGCAGCAGCCCAAAAGUGGGCACCACCACAAGCAUGGCUUGGCCAAGAAGGAGAGGGUCCAUGCCAUGCCUUCUAGAGGGCGGCUGGCCUCUGAGGAAGAGGCCCUCAGAAUGGGUAGCGGAGCUCCAGCUGUGGAAGAGCUGGCAGCAGAGGGACAGCCAGCAGCCCUGAAACAGAAUAAGGAUGUGUUCCUGGGUUUUGAGUUCCCAUAUCCUGAGAGGGAGAACCAGUCCCCUGGGUCUGAGAGAGGGAAGAAGCAGAACCGAGAGCAUCGGCGACACAGCCGCAGGGACAGGCUGAAGCAUCACAGAGGGAAGACUCCUGAGGCUGGGCCAAGUGCCCUGUACAAGAAACCUGAAAGCUUUGAAGAACAGUUUCAAAACCUCCAGGCAGAGGAAGCUACAAGUCUGACUCCCACCAUGCUUCUCUUCACUGCACUGGAACUAGCUGUUUCCACAGAAGAGCCUCCUGUCCUCCCAGCCACAUCACCACGGUCACAGGCCCGCCUCAGGCAAGAUGGGGAUGUGAUGCCCACCCUAGAUAUGGCACUCUUUGACUGGACAGAUUAUGAGGAUCUCAAACCAGAAAUGUGGCCAUCUGCUAAAAAGAAAGAGAAACGCCGCAGUAAGAGCCCCAACAGUGGAAAUGAAACCGUGGCGGCUGAAGGAGAGCCAUGUGAUCAUCACCUUGACUGCCUCCCAGGCUCUUGCUGUGACUUGCGUGACCACGUCUGCAAACCACACAAUCGAGGCCUUAACAACAAAUGUUACGAUGACUGUAUGUGCACUGAAGGGCUACGCUGUUAUGCCAAAUUCCACCGGAACCGAAGAGUGACCCGGAGGAAAGGGCGCUGCGUGGAGCCUGAAUCAGCCAACGGAGAGCAGGGAUCAUUCAUUAAUGUUUAGGAGGGUGGGACUCCUGCCUGGAUGGUCAGGAGCAGGGGUCAAACUGUUUAUACCUAGCAAUGGGAAUUAGAGGAGAAAGUCAAGCAAAUGACUGAAGCUGCAGGCUCUGAACAUGCCAGGUUCCAACAAGACUGAAGCUCUUGUUAAUUACAAAUAGAGUGGCCUCAGCCUUUUCCAUACCAGGGCUGCAUUCCCCGUCCCUUCGCUCAGCACAUUCCUGCCAUUGAGCUGAGUCCCCUCUCCCAGUUAGUAAGAGGUGAUCAUGACUACCGUUCUGAUGGCAAGAUAUGAAAGAUCCUUCAAGUCAAAGGGGAUAUGAGCUUAAACUUUACCUCUUAACUAUUGUGUGAGAAGAAAGAUAGAUCCUCCUUACGGAUCAGAGGUUCCUACAGGAUAGGAAGCUUGU